AUGGCCGACGCUUCAUGCAGCGGCGGAACGCCGUUCAAGCAGAUGCUGGACCGCCAGGCGCGCGAUGUCAGCCAUCACCAAGACCGUCUGGUCAACGGCAACCAGGCCCGCGGAGCGUUCCGAUCGAGACCCCAGAACAUGGCACAAGGUCCCCAAGAAUUCGAUGCCUUCAUGGGGACUCCAGUCGGCCUGCCAGGCAUGCACCACGACCCCGCGAGCCGACUCGCCGCUCACGCCGCCGCUCUCAAUCCCGCACAGGCCGCCGCGAGUUCCUUUGGCCCGGCGGUCGCCCCCGAAUUCGCAUACCAGACACCCACCGCCGCUCCCGGGAUGGGUGGUAACUGGGCGGCCGACUUUGCUAGUUUUGCGGCGCAGCAGCCGCAACGCCAGCCCAUGCACCAGCAGCCACCGCGCCAGGGUCCCAUGUUUGCCGGCGCCGCCAACCCCAUGCAUAUGAACUUUCAAAGCGCCUUUUCACCGCAACAGUCCAACCUUUCUCCCUUUUUCGCGCCGGCCGGCAGUGCGUACGCCCAGCCGCAGGCGGCCGGCGAGGCCGACUUUGACCAGGAGAUGGCCAAGUGGAUGGCCAGCAAUACGGCCACCGGCAACAUGACGCAGGUGGACGCCGCCAUGGAGCAGAUGGCGCGAGAACUGGAACUAAACGAGCAGGCGCUCGCAGACGACGCGCAGGCGACCACCGCAACGGAGACGGAUGACAAGCACUUUUCGGACCUCGGCGUGCCUGAGCUUAACAACCUGACGCUAGAAAGCCGCGAAGCGCCCACCAUUACGCCGCCGGAGCCGCUAGAGGAGGAGAACACGGCUGCUGACAUGCUCGCCGACGACGACGCGCGCAACAAGUCGGCCGUGUCCGAGGCGGCGGAGCGGCUGCUCGAGUCGGUGCAACACGAGAGCGGCGAAAAGUGGCAAAAUUCCGUCUUCCUCGCCCUCAUGCGCGACUUUCGCGACGGCAAAAAGGACAUUGUCGGCAACGAGGUGCAGCCGACCGAGGGCGGUGCUUCUUUGGGCGAUGAGGGUUCCGCUGCGGCGGUGGCCAUGGCAGCAAGCCUCGGCGACCAGGCGCCAGCGACGUGA
Messenger RNA from Cordyceps militaris CM01, 1095 nucleotides. RefSeq lists its product as uncharacterized. The record is from RefSeq and is a predicted model, not a curated record. The coding region runs from base 1 to 1095 and encodes 364 amino acids. The transcript is spliced from 2 exons. NCBI's taxonomy places the organism in Eukaryota, Fungi, Ascomycota, Sordariomycetes, Hypocreales, Cordycipitaceae.